GUAGAAGCUCUCACACGGUGAACGACAGAAAUCUGUCAGAUCAGCGGAGCCUUCGUUCCUCCUAAUACCUCCACAUCUUCCCCCUCUGCUCCUCUGCUCCUCCGCUCCUCUUCCUCAGAACUCAGCCCCGGCUCCCUUCACACUCCUCCUCGGACCUUUCGGCCUGUGCAGCGUCAGAAAACAGCGAAUGAUGACGAGCAGCUCGAAGCGGAAAGAAGACAGUCAUCUGCAGAAUGGGGGAGUAAAGCAGUCCGCAUGGAGCAAAGCCCUGAACAGUAACGCUGUUUGGGAAGAGAAGGACGAGUUUUUAGAUGUGAUUUACUGGCUCCGACAAAUAAUUGCAAUAAUCCUUGGUGUGAUAUGGGGAGUUGCACCCUUGAAAGGAUUUCUGGGAAUAGCCAUAUUCUGCGUCAUCAACGCCGGCGUCCUGUAUGUAUACUUCAGCAGCUUUCAGCAGAUCGAUGAGGAGGAGUACGGCGGCACGUGGGAACUCACCAAAGAAGGCUUCAUGACUUCUUUUGCUCUGUUUCUGGUGGUGUGGAUAAUCUUUUACACAGCUCUACAUUUUGACUGAGAGGAAUCCAUAGGACACUAAAAACGAACAUUUCUGUUGAAGCAAAUUAUGAACACACAGGAACUCCAUGAACUGAGGGGUUGUCACCGCUCCUACAUACAGUAUGACUUCUCAGUGCUCAGUGCAUCAUGGGAAUCCUUGUGUGACUAACAAGAUCCUGCAAGACCAUCAUGAUGAACAUGCCCACAUAUUGUACAUCUCUCUUAAUUUGAGUGUUCCUUUUUUUAAGGCAUUCUCCAGUACACUUGCCAUUUGUUAAAUUUCCUCCCUCACUUCAUUGACAUCAUCUGUGACAGACCAGUAACGAUACAGAAAGCACCUCAGCAGUACCAUAAAUGCUGGAAAAUAGGAGGAGGGUGAUUCAUCUUGGGUCACUUUACUACAGGGACCUUCCUCUGCUGUCGAAGAGUGACAUGAACACAAUUUGUUUUUUUAAGUGUGUGUAUUCAACCUGGUUGACUGCCCAUGAGCUGGUCCCUUAAAUCACAGAAACUGGACAGUAAACACAGUCUUGUCACAUAAUAAUCAUGAUCCAAUGAGUGUGACCGUUAAUGUAGGGACAAAAUGCACCAUAUCAGAUGUACUUAACUACCAGUAAUGGAUUAACUUUGUGGAUUCACUGCUGAAUUAAACUUUUUCUUUAUGGAAAUCUGGGCUAAACAAAACAAUUGAAUUACAAUUGGUAUGACAGUGAAGUAUCUUUUAUAGGUUACUGUUACCAGCUACGGUAUGUGACUGGUUACAAUGGUGGAGUCAUCUUUGGUUAUGAAAAUUUACAGGUGACUCUGUGCUACAUUUCUUUUGCUACAUUUCUUUUCGCUAAUUAUAUAUAAACAAAGAAUUUUAAAGUUAAAUCUGUCAUUUCUUCUCGAGGGUUUAGACUGUGAAAUAUUGUGACUGAAAUCACACUAAUUUUAACAUCAAGAGAAAUGGUUGUAAGAUGUUUAUAUCAGCUCUUCUCCGAUCCCUAAGUCAGUAUCUGCUACCAGUAUCAAAAAGCUCUAAUGUCUGUCAGGAACUAAUAAAGAUCUAAUUUAUCUUCACAUCCAAAUUACUUCUUAAAACAAAGAGGGGGGGAUCCUGCAUGUUGUGUUCAGAUGCAAAUGAUUCACAGUCUCAAGCUAAAACCUGGUCCGUGCACUGCCAUGAUUUACUGUUCAGAAACGUAGAUGUCAUUGAUUAAUGGCUUAGACCUAAGUUAGGAGGGUACAAAUAAUUUAAAUUGUUUUCUCACAUGUAGCUUCCAGAUCAAAGUCUUACCUGGAAUUAAUUUAAACUUGUCUGUAAAUCUUGUAUCCUGUCCCUUUCUGUCCAAUCCACCUUGUAAUGCAUUGAUUUAUUUGUACUUAUGUUAUAUCUCGUUUGAUGUAACAUAUUUCUCAGUAUUUUAUAGUGAAGGCCUAUUAAAACCAGUUCUGACAAAGUUAUUGUAAUGAUACUGUUAUAUUAGAUACACAACUGGUGUUUGAAAGGAUUGUAUUUUCUGAUCAAAUUUUUGGGAAUCAUUAAACAUGGGCUUUAUUUGGCCUUCAUUUUCAAAGAAAUGCUGUUCCUUUUUUUUUUACUAAAACGAAGAAAUUAAUUUGUUUUAAAUGUUUUGUAACAUUCAUUCAGGGAUUUGUUUUGUACCUCUGCAUUGAACUGUAUGCUGGCAUCGCUAAGGUACAGAUUUCCCUUUACUUAAAUGUAUUGUACUGCAGUUUCUUGUAUAUAUGGCUGCACUUAACGCCUAUUGUCUUUAUUAAUCUGAUUAUUUUCCCACAUUAA
Messenger RNA from Limanda limanda (common dab), 2341 nucleotides. It is a transcript of the gene rab5if, whose product is annotated as RAB5 interacting factor. Gene Ontology annotation, biological process: mitochondrial respirasome assembly. The transcript is spliced from 4 exons. Lineage: Eukaryota; Metazoa; Chordata; Actinopteri; Pleuronectiformes; Pleuronectidae. The record is from RefSeq and is a predicted model, not a curated record. Bases 188 to 574 code for a protein of 128 amino acids.